AGUUGGUGGUGUAGUGGGGGUGAAAAAAGUUUUAUCGUGACCAGCGGGCCGGAAGAUGAGGGGUGCAUGCUAGCGGACGAAAGUUUUUGUUGACUCCGUGGUGUUUGCUGAAGUGCUGGCUCGUUCGAUGGGGCCUCGGAACUUCGUCGCCGUAACUGUGAGUGUGUGUGGGGCUUGUCCGUAAGCGUCGCGGACGUAAGUACCAUCCCGUAUCGCGGCGUGGCCUAGGCGCAGCUGUUUCAGGCUGGGCGCGGGUGAAACCGUCGUACUCGUUCGGAGGAAGCCUACGACCUCGAAGCGCGCACGGUGUCGUUUCGACGAAUCGCGAGUGCGCAUGUACAAGAAAACGCAGAAAUACGAAGCCGUCUCCCCAAGCGAAAGCAACAACUCGCCGCCGUUGGCAGCUGUGUGAGGCACGACCACCUGUUUCCCCUGCUUGUUCCACAGAAAGGACCGCAGCCUUGGAUUGAACACCGCCGUUCACAGACCGCGCAAACAGAACGCUACCAGCGGCCUGGAAGUUGCCCGGAUCCUGCUGCUCCGUGUAGCCGUCGCAUCGGAAUCGGGCAGCGCAGGCUUGCAAAGUCCCGACUGAUCCGUGAGAAGUCCUGUUCGACCUGCGACCUCGUGACCCAGUCGGGAGACAGCUGUACCGUCAAAAGGUUGCAAAGAAGGUGGAGGCACGCUUACCGAGGCAGCAGACUGAGACAGAAGGCACCGGCAAGUUUUCCUGCGCCGGUCGUACGACAAACCUCGGACGCCGUCACCUGCGCGGCAUGUCCUUGAGCCGCUCGCCUUCUACCAGCUCCUGACCGCGGCUCCUGGGGGUUAAGGACAAAAGGGCUGGCGACGAAGACGUGGGACCCUAAGGAGGUGACCUCAGCGACGAGCAACACGACGGUCGUGCUGGCAGGUGGGGAAGUUCGCGCGGGCCGUGCUGCUUGCGGCGGCAGCGGCGGCGGCCGACCAUGAAGUUCGUCGAGAUGGAGAACGGCCAGGCUUGGCAGCAGCUCAUCUCUCGAGGCCAUGGCGUCCACUCAGCCGGCGGAGUGGGCGUCGCCGGCGACUCGGACUACGAGACGCCCAGCAACCAGGGCGAGACGAGCACGAGCAGCCGGCGCAUCUUGACCAAGCACCUCUCGCUGAACGGUUUCCCGCGAUGCGCCGAUGCGGCCGGCAACGGGGGCAACGGUGCGGAGGACUCACCCGUGGUCCGCUACCAGAAGGCCAAGAUCAUCCCGAGCAGGGUGCGCAAGAGGGUCAUCUUCAAGAACGGCAGCGUCAACCUUUCCAAAGAGCACGUCUACAAGCGCUCGCAGCGAUACCUGCAGGACAUCUUCACCACGCUGGUUGACAUUCAGUGGAGGUGGAACCUAAUGGUCUUCUCUAUGGGCUUCAUCCUGAGCUGGCUCGUGUUUGCCAUUAUCUGGUGGCUCAUCAUGUUUGCACACGGCGACUUUGACCCGCACGAGGGCGAAUGGACACCCUGCAUUGUCGAAGUCACCUCCUUCACGUCCGCAUUUCUGUUCUCGCUAGAGACGCAGCACACCAUCGGUUACGGCAGUCGCGCCAUCACGCCCGAGUGCCCGGAGGCCGUGUUCAUCCUGUGCAUGCAGUCCAUCACGGGCGUCAUGAUCCAGUGCUUCAUGGCGGGCAUCGUGUUCGCCAAGCUCUCGCGUCCCAAGAAGCGUUCGCAGACGCUGCUCUUCUCUCGCAAUGCCGUGGUGUGCCUGCGCGACGGCAAGCUCUGCCUGCUGUUCCGAGUGGGCGACAUGCGCAAGUCGCACAUCAUCGGCACCUCCAUCUCGGCGCAGAUCAUCCGCAGGAAGGUGACCGCAGAGGGUGAGGUGAUCCCCUACUACCACACACAGCUGGACGUGCGCUUUGAUGCGGGCACGGACAGCAUCCUGUUCAUCUGGCCUGCCACCAUCGUGCACGAGAUCAACGAGACGAGCCCUUUCUACAACAUGUCGGCCGAGGACGUGCUGCGUGAGAAGUUUGAAAUCGUGGUCAUCCUCGAGGGCACGAUUGAGUCGACGGGACAGUCCAUCCAGGCCCGGUCGUCCUACCUGCCAUCCGAGCUCUUGUGGGGACACCGCUUUGAGCAGCUGGUGCGCUUCCAGAAGGAUUCGUCCGAGUACCUCGUGGACUACAGCAAAUUCAACAACACCUACGAGGUGGAGACACCUCUGUGUAGCGCGCGAGACUUCUACGAGUACCAGCGGAUGCUGCGCAGUGCACCGCGGAUGGUUACACUGGGCACGCCCCUACAGGCGAUGACCAUCGACGACCGUACCCAGUCCGGUCUGACGCAGCAGCAGCAACAACAACAGCAACAGCAGCAACAACAUCCUGCUUUCAAGAGGGUGACGCCAGAGAAGUUCCUCAACACCGCGGGGCACCUCAUACCUUUGCAACUGCCCAAGGAGCUUUGAUAUACCGUCUGGAGGCUCCACGCCGGAGUCUUACAACUGAUGAACGACUUUGAGGAGCACAUCUUUCGGCAAGAUGUGAUGUGACAAGAUGCACACGUCGCCGGUGGUCAACUCCGAUUCGACAGUUGAGUCGAACAGCUGUGACGGUUCCGCACCGGCCCUCGCAGGCGAAUGAAGCGAACGUAUUGUCCCGCCAAAAGUGCCUUGACAAGCUGAUGCAAAGAUGAUCGCCGGCUUGAUGCUGCCGACGAGCUCUGACCGAUAGCAGCCGUGAUGGUUUUCUUCGAAGUACAGAGUCCCAGGCGAGUUGGUAGUCUAUACCGACUCUUCUUUGUCUGUAUAGUUUCCAUUUUUUAAAAACAUAUUCUGCUCUCCAGUGACAUGGUGAGGACCGAACACGACUCCGUCACUUCUACCGCAAUGGACACACCCCGCUUCCCUGUUUACUUGGUGCGAAGCAACGUGAUGUCCAACCAGUGCUUCGGAAAAAGUGCAUUUGUUUAGACGCUAGAAUGGACAUUUUUUUUUUUUAUCGUCGCACGCCCGCUGUCAGCGAGACGUCGCGUGACCAGACUUUCCGAUCAAGACGCAUUGAUCAAGACAAUCAAGACCCGGUGAAAUGCGCACAUUGUGUGCGUGCGGUGUGUUGUUGCUGGCACCAUGGCGUUGUGACACACAGUGACUGAGAUGUGAGAAAAACAUUGUGACGGACACAUUGUCACAAAAGUGUUGUGACAGAAGCGCCAUGACUGAAGUGUCUUUCAGCGCAAGAGGAAUGGUUUACAGUGGAAAGUGUUGGAAACGCAACCCACAGGCUUUAUUCCAACAGUCGACAUGUGUCUUUGUACUGUUUUCAUGUGUGCGGCUGAUAAUGCCUCCUCGUGGUGUUGCAUUUGACUGCAAUUACCCUGUGAACUUUUGCGGCAAUGCUGCCGCAACUGCAAAGUGCGGUAGGCUUGUUAUAGUUAAGUUGCGUAGGCUAAUUGUGGUUAGUUCUUUACAUUCUUUAAAUUGAGUUUUAAGCCUUUUUGUUCUUCUUCCUCUACUUAAUAGUGCGAACGAAGUGAGACAGAAAGAUUCUGUAGCAAUCAGUUACGUACCGUUAUGUCAGGCGAUGCGACGCGAGAGAUGUGGCCACCUCGGAAGAGGAACGUAUUUAAAUAAGGCCACUAACGGCGCAGAUUGUCCAGGUGCAGCGCUCUUAAGCGGACUCAACCGAAAACGGCACCGUCUGCAUGGUGCAAGAGCAAACGCCACUUUAGCGCUGUGGGAGAUCCUUAUGAACAUAAGCACACAGCAGUCGUGCAUAUCCUGAAUUUGCCGCGAGUACGGUGAAAGGCGAACAAAGACACACAGCGUCUGGCCUUCUAAGCAUAGAUGGACUAUCUAUUGCCAUUGCUGUGUGCUAUGCAAAGGAUGCGAUAGAGCAUGAUCCUGCAGCAUUAGCUGAAGAAAUACUUGCUCGCUCCUUAUAUAAGCAUUGCUCAUGUAAAUACGUAGCUCAACUCGGAUGCAUUUCACCGUAGCUUUUUAAAUAUAUUACUGUUUCUUUUUUGCUUACCUAUACGCAUGCGUGAGACAACCACAGUGCAUGGGCUGCUACUAUGUUAAACAGGCAAGUGCUGACAAGGGCAUAACAGGUUGUAUCACAGCUUUCGAGAGCAUUCAAUCAGUGUAGGUAAAUGCGUCUAAUCGUGCAAUUUCUGCGGAUAAACGCGAACCCUAAUGCAUCUCAAAAGUUGCCUUUGGCUAAUACCUUGCACUUGAAGGUCCUCCACUUCUUGCAAAGUGUUGAUGAAGGCAUUUCAACCUCUUUGUUUUGAAAGGUUAAUGAAGUUUCCAUAUUGUCCAGAAAACAGGUUUCGCAUUUUGCAUUCAUAUACAUGCGUGCAGAAUUGGCAUACUUAAUAUUUCCUACAACGGCUUGUCAGAAUGAAAAGGCACAUUCCAUGUGUCCAGUAAUGCUUUCUGGACACGCUGUGCGUCCAGAAAUGCAGGCAUGUCCGAGCAAGCCUGCAUUUCUGUGAUGCUGUAACUGGCACGCAUUGCUUCUCGGACCAAUGAAAAAUGCAACUGGGGACCAAUGUUGAAUGAUUGUGUGUGUAAACCAGAGUUCUUGUGGCAGGUACAGUUGGAGUGUGCCACAUGAUUAUCGCAAGUGUAGGCUGCUUUCGCAAGAUUCUCAGCCUGUGACGAAGGCUCACAACGGCGCUUAUUUUCACGGUAACGCUGUACAAAGAUGUGGUACUUUGCAUUAUUCACAUCAGUUGUGCUUAUCACUCAUACACUAUCAGAACACUGCAGCCUCAUUCUUCGACUGUACCAAUCUGUUUAGAUGCUGUUUCCUCUUGUGUGACAGAAGAGGAGAUUCGUAGCAAAAUUAGAAAAAACAAAUCGGCGAUACUGCCUUGGUAAUCUUACGAUGUUACAUGUCACAACGCGCCGUCUAGAGUGAUAUUCUGAGGGCUAGCUGUGCUAUCCAUAGUUAGUAUCAAGCAACACAGUUCCCUUUUCCCAGCUUGAAGGUUGACUGUAGGCUCACGUUCAGUGUAGCUAAGGAUCAACUCCGCAAUUUCUUCACCUCUACUAAACAAAAUCUGCUUGCGAUGCUUAGGUUUUGUCUGUGUGAUAGCAUCGAAUAUGUAAUAUAAGGCUGUGGAAAUUUUCGUCGUUUGUGCAAAUGGUUUGUAUAUCUGGGCACCACUUUAUGCAGCCUAAAGCGAGCUUCCAACAGAAACUAAAUGAAAGAAACAAAUGAGGCUAUUUUUAGAAAUAUUUUCUUGUGGCUCAAGUCAGAGUGACAGUCCAGUUAAUUUUGUCAUGUUCUUGGCAUGCAAAUGUCCUCGCUAUACGCAUAAUUCAUUGUAAGCAUAUAUGUUACACAAUACUGGUACAACUUCUAAAUUACUGUAGUACAUCCUCUAACUCACUAUACUUAAGUUCUUUAUAUUGAGGUUUGAAAAUUUCCAUCUGCAUCUGCAGUAGCUGGCGAUGGAAAGACAAAGUUGUCUGUGAUAGAAAUUUUGAGUAAGGCAAUAAUUUAGAGUUUUCCUAUACCACCUAAUAAUGUGUUUCCUUACAGCGGCGAGACGACUCCAUAAUGUGCAAAUAUAAAAAACCAGUGAAAAACUUCUAGCUAUAUGCCUCCACUGUUGCACAGAGAAAUUGCUUUGCAAGCAAUACUUAUCAUUCGGCUCUUUGGACAUAUCGCUUGGGACAUAUGCUGAACACAUCUCAUUCUAGGUAACCUGCUUUUGAAAUAACUCUUGUCCAGGCGUAGAUACAAGAAGUUUCAUCACUCCGCAUAACUGACUGUCCUGACAAUCCUUUGAAAUUGCAUAAUUCUCCAGUGUGAUGUUUGUUUAGGUAACUCGCAAGCCUCUGUGUGGUCCAGUAAUGAAAAUGUGUAUAUACAAGUAAGAAAUUCCGAACUGCAGUCAGUGUUCAGCUUUAUCAAACUGCUGCAUUCAAAAGCAGGCUGUAAAUUGCUUUACUGAAUUCAACGCUUUGGAGAAACUGAAGGUUCUAGCUGUAUUGUGGCACCUACUAAUCAUAUCAGGAGGAAUAAUUCAGAAUAUGAAAUUUUUGUGGAAUCAUGAUAUUGCCGUACAGCACCUCUUGCUGUACGGGCACAAGGUAGGUUUACGCGAGUCUUACAACCGUUCGCAAAUCUUCCACGUGAAAUGUCGCAUCUGCAGCGAACGAUGUUAAUUCUUUCCAGCUGUGCUUGUCAAACAGUGCAGAAAAUCCAUUGUACACCCAGUGACAACGCUACUUUGGAUAACUUUGAGUCAACACAAGACACAUGUUGUUUCACGUGCACAUAAAUUAAUCUAGAAUGUUACAAAUAAUGCACAGAUAAGUCUACAGACUACACAUAGUGUGUUUUAAGUCUGAGGCAUGCAUUCGGUGAUGAAGUUUGAAAACCUGACAUGUGAAGAGAGCCUCAUUUUUAGUUGACGUAGUACCCAUACUACAAACAAGCUUUCAUGUGUCGACUGUUCUGUAUGGCUGUCGAAAGAUGGCACUUGUGUCAUUUGUUCCAUGCUUGCUAGUGUUUCCCACAUUGUAGAACAAGUACAUCAAAGAUCUAUCAAAACUGUGAAUAUCUGCAUGCAACCGUAUGACAAUCCAACUAUGACUAAGUACAAUUAGAUGCGCUGCUAAGUGUCUUGGCAUUAAAUAGCAUCAUAGGGCAUUGAUAAAAAAAUAAAUAAACGUGACAGAUGCAAAUAAACGUAACACUAAAAGAAAUAUCGCUUGUUUUUUUUUGCUUCUUUGCACCGUCCUGAAGUUGACAGCUAUGAUCAUCUAUAUGAAGUUUUCCCAUUCUAUCACUUUUUAACAUCGUUUGAGAGCGUAUGAAAAAGAGAGAAUCUUGAAGGGGCAGAGGCGUUUUUUUUCUAUACUUUUGAAUUAACCUCUCGCAUUUCAUGAUACACGUGAGACCGGUGACUUGUCCAUAUAGUGUGGAGUGGCUAGGAUCAUUUUGCAUUGCAGCGAAAAGGAAAAAAAAGAGUGUUCUGCGCAGUGUCAUUCGGCCAUGUGCAUCUCGUAGUUUUUUUAUCGUGUUAGGACGAUUGCUUUCAGAGAGAACUUUUGGGGACCACAGGAAAAAGUGUUGCGACCAAGCGUUUGUGGCGCGAGCGUAUUUUAUACCGUCAAACGUGAAACUGUAUCGCACAUGGAUGUACAGUGACAGACAUCUUUGACGUUCUAGCGCCUUUCGUAAAAAAAAAAAAAAGUUUUCCAAGCAACGAAUGGACAGCUAGGAGAGAACAAAACAUAUACUGUUUUGUUACGGAAAAACAGUAUUGAAGGCACGAGUCAAAUAUAUAAAUAUACAUAUAUACAUAGUUCUAUUACGUAUUUUUUUGACAACGAAUGGCUGCAACAGCUUGGGAAGCUAUACAAAUGUCGUUUUGUUGCCUUUGUUUAUUCAUUUUUUAAAACUGAUGUUUGAAAAACACCAGUUGCCAAAGUUGUUUCGUUGUUGCAAUGUUUUUUAGAAGUUUGUCCCUUUCCGUUUUUCUUAAUGUACAUAGAGAUAAUAAAAUAUUCCUUUAAGUAUA
Molecule: messenger RNA, 7507 nt
Organism: Rhipicephalus sanguineus (brown dog tick)
Lineage: Eukaryota; Metazoa; Arthropoda; Arachnida; Ixodida; Ixodidae
Product: ATP-sensitive inward rectifier potassium channel 12
Exons: 10
Coding region: 969-2435 (488 amino acids)
Biological process (GO): potassium ion import across plasma membrane; regulation of monoatomic ion transmembrane transport
Cellular component (GO): plasma membrane
Molecular function (GO): inward rectifier potassium channel activity
Source: RefSeq, a predicted model, not a curated record